AUGGCUUCCAAUGGAGAAAGGCAUAACAACAAUGGCCGUGAACAUGCCCAAAAAGAGGUGGUGUUUGUUCUGAUACCCUUCCCAGCUCAGAGCCAUCUCAACCAGCUUCUCAACCUCUCACGCCUAAUUGUUUCACACAACUUACCAGUUCAUUAUGUUAGCACACUCAGCCACAUCCGCCAAGCCACACUUCGUUGCCACAACUCCACUUCAAACUCAAACAUUCAUUUCCACCACUUUGAAGUCCCUCCCUUUGUUUCCCCUCCUCCCGACCCCAACAGCAAUGCAGAAUCCAAUGGUUUUCCAACUCAUCUACUCCCCACCUUUGAGGUCUCUUCCCAUCUUAGAGAGCCUAUUCGGGAACUUCUUCAAUCCCUCUCAUCUCAAGCCAAAAGGCUCGUAGUUAUCCAUGACGCCCUCAUGGCCUAUGUUGCACAAGAUGCCACACAAAUGCCAAAUGUUGAGAACUACGCUUUUCAACCCACGUGUGCCUUUUACGCCUCCGUUUCCAGUUGGGAGAAAAGGGGAAAGCCCGAAGGCUUGCGUGUUCCAGAGCUGCUUCCUUCUCUGGAAGGAUGCUUCCCGAGUCGAUUCGUGGACUUCAUGAAUGCUCAAAGUCAGUUCUCUAAACUCAAUCAUGGCGACAUCUACAACACAAGUAGGGCCAUUGAAGGCCCUUACAUUGAGUUUCUGCAGGGUGUCGGUGGUGGCAAGAAGAUUUGGGCUCUCGGCCCAUUCAACCCUUUAGCCAUUGAGAAGAAAGAUUCAAAAGGAAUUAGGCACUCAUGCGUGGAGUGGCUUGAUAAGCAAGAGGCAAAUUCGGUGAUCUAUGUGUCUUUUGGGACCACGACAUCUUGGACAGAGGAGCAAAUUCAAGAGAUUGCCAGUGGGUUGGAACAAAGCAAGCACAAGUUCAUUUGGGUGCUGAGAGAUGCUGAUAAAGCAGACAUCUUUGAUGGUAAGGAGGCAAAAAGGCAUGAGCUUCCAACGGGGUUUGAGGAGAGAGUUGAAGGCACGGGGCUAGUUGUGAGGGACUGGGCACCUCAAUUGGAAAUUCUGAGCCACUCUUCAACAGGAGGGUUUAUGAGUCACUGUGGAUGGAACUCUUGUUUAGAGAGCUUAACCAUGGGGGUCCCAAUAGCAGCAUGGCCUAUGCACUCUGACCAGCCAAGAAACACAGCUUUGAUGACACAGGUGCUCAAGGUUGGUUUGGUUGUGAAGGAUUGGGCCCAAACGAAUGGGAUUGUUAGUGCUUCGGUUGUUGAGAAUGGUGUGAGAAGGUUGAUGGGAACGAAGGUAGGUGAAGAGAUGCGGGAGAGAGCAGUGAAGCUUAAAAAUGCCCUCCAUAGGUCCAUGGAUGAAGAUGGAGUUACUCCCAUGGAAGUGAAUUCUUUCAUUGCUCACGUCACCAGAUAG
Sphenostylis stenocarpa is the source of this 1416-nucleotide messenger RNA. NCBI's taxonomy places the organism in Eukaryota, Viridiplantae, Streptophyta, Magnoliopsida, Fabales, Fabaceae. The record is from the annotation of a GenBank genome assembly.